Messenger RNA from Ostertagia ostertagi, 978 nucleotides. The record is from the annotation of a GenBank genome assembly. Lineage: Eukaryota; Metazoa; Nematoda; Chromadorea; Rhabditida; Trichostrongylidae.
AUGGAAAGCGGUGAGCUUCAAUGCCAUCAAAUUUCGGACGAUUUCAAGAAUAAGCCUUGCGGGGACACGACAGAACUUCCCGCUGGACCGGUGCCAAAUGUUCAUGAAAAGAAACACGAAUUAAAGGGACAACAACUGCCAUUUGAAGUUAUUAAUGGAAUGCCGAUGUUUCAGAAUAACCACGUUAUUGCUAAUCGUUACCAGAUUUUUGAACGAAUUGGAUGGGACGAUCGGGUGGGAGCGACGUACUUAGCUAUCGCUCCCGACGGCAAAGAACUAGUCUUACGAAUAGGAAACGACCAGAUACUCAUUCCUCAGCUUGAAGCAUCAUUUCUGUGCAAGAUUGAGCAGCAAAACUUAUGGCGCUACUUCUCACAAGUGCACUCAAUCUACCAAGAAGAAAAAUUCUACUAUUUGGCGCUGUACUUUCGUAGUGGACCAAUACUACGUGAAUGCUUACAGUAUUCUGGAAAAAAGUUCACUCACGGGGAAAAAGGAAUGGAAGGUGUUCAAAUGGCGUCUGAAUCAGAUACACUUCUUCAGGACACAUCCAAAAUUGACACCCACAACCACGAGCUGGUAAUGCCACAUUGGUGUGGCGGUCUACUUUUUGCGCCUAUGACCUUCCACGAUGACGAUGCUAUCUCGUGCCGAGACGAACUAGAAGCUUGGCUCUACUUCUUCGUCUACCUCGUCAAAGGCACAGUGCCAUGGGAAAACGAUCGCGCCGAAGAUGUAAAAUGGACCAAGAUCAAAUCAAUUAAUUGUGGUGAUCUAUUCGAGGGAUUACCACAUCAGUACAAAAAAAUUCUGGACACUAUAACGAGAGAGGGUUCAUCAGACCCAGUAUCGAGCACCGAAUAUGACAGAUUGGAAGAGCUCACUAAAGAAAUUAUUCACGAUGUAGGCGGUAUAAAAGACGACGACGACAAUUUCGAUUUUGAGCGUGAUCCUACAGAGGAUGAAAUACCAAGGUAA